UGUUUCCUGAUACUUCUCUCUUUUCUAUUGUUUCUUUUUCUUUAUGUUUCUCUUACUUCAUGGAGAAGGGGAAAUAUUUAUUUGAAAAUUUUUCCUACUUCUAUAGGUUUUGAACUCAAGGGAAGAAGAUGCAUCCACCUUUGACUCUACAUAGACACCCUUUAUGUGCUGAUAUAAUUGAAGAGUUUCAGAAAUGUCAUACAGACCACCCACUAGGGAAAUUCCUUGGGCAAUGCACAGAACUGAAAGUAAAGCUUGACCGGUGCUUUAGGCAGGAAAAAGCUAUAAAGAGGAAAGCAAAUUUUGAACAGAGCAAGAAGUUGAAAGAGAGGCUCCAGGCUUACAGGAAAGAAACUGCUGACAUGCAAUCUUGAAUCUGAUAAUAGUUAUGUUGACAAGACACUGUUGUGCAAUAUUUCAACACACGAAGGAAAGCUUAACGACUGGGAUUUAUCAGAGAAAGAUUGGUGAAUAGAAUUGUCGUUCGUCUAUUCUGAUGUUUU
Messenger RNA from Solanum verrucosum, 503 nucleotides. RefSeq names its product COX assembly mitochondrial protein 1. The transcript has 3 exons. Bases 129 to 374 code for a protein of 81 amino acids. Gene Ontology annotation, cellular component: mitochondrion. The record is from RefSeq and is a predicted model, not a curated record. Lineage: Eukaryota; Viridiplantae; Streptophyta; Magnoliopsida; Solanales; Solanaceae.